Suillus discolor is the source of this 2792-nucleotide messenger RNA. RefSeq lists its product as uncharacterized. The record is from RefSeq and is a predicted model, not a curated record. The transcript is spliced from 3 exons. Bases 282 to 2531 code for a protein of 749 amino acids. Lineage: Eukaryota; Fungi; Basidiomycota; Agaricomycetes; Boletales; Suillaceae.
UGAAUAAUGUUACUAGGAACCGACAUUCACGGUACAAUGAUUUUGCUCCUAUUGCAAUAUACACAAGCACUGUAUUUUCUAGCAGUCGCGUAAACAGUCGUGCGACAGCAAGACAAGACCAGGCUCAAAUCUCAUUCCCGGAUGUCAGCCUCAGUCAGCCUCCAACUCUUACAAAAGGCUCGUCACCCACCCACUCUCUCUUCAGUCCAUCUUUUAUCGUUGCUUCACGUUUGUUACACAUCCAGCAUAUCGAUAUCUUCAACAUCUUUAUUCAUUCUACUAUGCCUCCCGAUAUGCAACAACACACCAGCGUUCCCUCAUACGACCAGUUCAGACCGCCUAGUCCAGCCAAAGGCCAGCGCAAGGGCAAAGUUCGCUCCUUUCUUCCAAGCUUCGUCGAUCGAGCCAUCUUCCGCGCCAAGCCAGUUGCCCAUCGUGACACUGCUGAGUUGCAUCCAGAGGUUGACCCCGCCACUAAUGUCGACUAUCUUGCCACAAAGGCUCAGAUCCUUCCUCACCUUAAAGCACAACUCGACUGCACGGAGACGCGGAAGUCAAGAACGGAAACUAGGGGUCUGCGCACUUCGCUUGUCACUGUCAACGAGGAACGGAAGGCUGCUUCCCAAGCCCUCGAUAAAGCGCAACGCCAUAGCCAUGCUGUUCAAGAUCAUCUCAAAGUGCAGUCAGGGGUGCCUGAGAUUAUCCGGUCAUACGACUUCAACAUAAACGAGCUGAAUAUGCCACAGGGUGCUCAGGUCACCGAGCUCCAGUCAAAGCUCUUCGACCAGGACGAACAGAUUGCCCAUCCGGAGGGCUUUGAGAUAUCCAGUCCUUUGGUUGAAACUGUUUCUCGCAAGGCCAGUGCCAGAAAUAUCUCAAGCGGAUCUCAAGCGGACACUCGUUCUCAAGGCUGUGUGUUGGAGGUCCAAGUCAUCGCGGAACGUCCAUCGAAACCUCAGUCGAUGGAGCCAGCGGCGGCUGUCAAAAGGAAUUCAACGACGAGGCACGAGUCGGAGCGCCGGGGGAAAUUAAUCAAACGACAACGCAAUGUUGGUCAUGAUGCAUCCGAGCGCCGCAAGGAUGACGAUCCCUUCGCUUCAGAGCCAAAUCUAGCACCACAUCGCAAGAUACGAAAUGUACUGGCAGAUGCGCGAGACAAGACACUUGCUGCAAUCUCGGAACUGAAGUACAUUCGUCACAAGGAAGAUGAACAGCAGCCCUCUCAAGCUUGUCACGGCCCCCAGAUAGAGUUCACAGCGUUUCAGGAUAUUCGACGCUUACUGGCAGAUGUGCAGGAGUCUGGAGUUAGGACACAGGCGACCAAUUCGGAAAUAAAGGAUGCUCGUCGCAAGAAAGAUAAACAGCAUCCUUCCCAAGCUUGCCACGGCCACCAGGCGGAGUUCGCAGCGUAUCAGGAUCGAAUCGCUGCCCUUACUUCGGAACGUGAUACGCUUUCUCGCGAGCUCGAGCGCAGUACUCGAAUGGCGAACUCGAAUGCGUUCUUGCUCAAUAGCGUAGAAUUGCAAGCUCAACGUCUACUCUCCGAGCAUGAUGCACUUAUCCUUGAGCACCAGCAGGAAAAGGCACGCUCGCAGCAACAAAUUCGUGAACUUGAGAUCCGACUCAAGGAGACCACCGCCUCAGCUUCACGAGCCAGGGAACGUUGCAAAGCGGAACGCAAACAACUUCUAGAGGUCGAAGAGCAGCUCAAGCUUGAACGCACACAGUCGGCGCAGAACCACGCAGAUCAUCUGGAUGAGAUGCUCAUGCUCUUCAGGGAGAAUGCGGAGCAGGCCAACUUGAUCGAAACCCUCAAUAGGGAUUCCGCAGAGCAACGUACUACGCUCCAGAAGGUGCAUAUUCGGUUGGACCUUGCGAACAAUGCACAAGCGAUUAUGAAGCGCAAACUUCAGAAAAUGGAAAUUGCGUCCCAACAAGCUCGGGAGAACAUCGAACUACUCCAUAGUACCCCACCGAAGGCUCACAGCAGCAUAAUUCGAAACUUCAGCAAGCCCUUGUCGCAGAACGGACCUCGUCAAGUAUUACAUCCAGGAUCCCCACUCGUCACUCAAGAGAUCAUGAAGAGUGAGAAAGUGCAGCUUCAUGUUGCCGCUACUGGCACUUCCUCUUCGUCACCCUCCUCCGCUCACAAGGUUGGUGGCAUCACUUCACAGCAUGCCCGUGGGAUGCUUUCGUCACCAUCAAACAAUCCUUCUGUCGCUAAGCCAUCUCAACGAGAUCCUCCCAACGACAACUUGGAUAUCUCCACGGUGUCAAUCUUCAGUGACGAUGGCGUCGAUUUACUCUUGGAACCGAGCGAGGAUGUAAUAGCGGAAGGCAAUGGCUUGGCUACCCUCUACUCGAUGCUGUCAGUGGUACGUAUGUACGCUCCUAGUCCCAUUCGCGGUCCUCCGGAAAUUCAGCCUCGACGUCGCAACGUGGAUCCCCUCAAGAUAACGGCCCAUCCCGACGACAUGGCAAAAUCGGACGGCGUCGCUGUGGGACAAACCUGGUCGCUAUUUCAUCCUUGACAUAAUCUCAUCGUCUUUGUCUUUUCUUGGAACGUUCUUUCUAAUCUCUUUUUUCGUUUUUUUCUGAGAGAACGACAAGCCUUAUCUCUUUUCUUUUCUGUUUUUCUUUUCUUCCCGGGAGAUAGCAGGCAGGUCAAAACAACAAAAUAGGUGGGAUCGAUGGUAUGGUUGGGGUUAUGGCUAGGUACGGCCUUUAUUCUUUUAUUCCUUAGAUAAGUACCAAAAACAGGGAGGGUCGCGGCCGCGCGCGGGAGUGCAUAU